GCUAGGUCGAGCUCAAGAGCCUCUUCAACUAUGGUCCGGUCAAUCACCAGCGCCAUCAUGAUCUGGUGACGGUGGGCCGCCAGAUCAUGCCUUUGCUUGACUUGAUUGACCUUAGAUCGCUGAACGAUAGGCUCGGUGAGGAGUUCUCUUCGGGUGGCGGGAGCUCGGACCGCCAAUGGGGUCAUGAGCGGGACGGUGGUGGUGAUGAUCGGAGAAAGAGAGAGGUGGUGAUAGGUCUGCCGCAACAGCUGCAGAAGCAGACGACAGGGAGGAAGAAGAGAAAGAGUGACGAUGGCAAGGUUGACAAGGAACCCUUGGUCUUCAAAGGCCAGUGGACUCUUGAGGAAGACAGGCACUUGAAUAUGUUGGUUGAGAUUGCUCAUAUGCUGGAGGAGAGAGUUGGAAAACAGUGCAGGGAAAGACGGCAUAGCCAUUCAAGGCCUCAUAUCAAGAACAACUCGUGGAGCAUCGAAGAAGACAAGAAGCUGAUUCAGGCACACAAGCAGAUUGGGAACAAAUGGGCCGAGAUAGCCAAGAUAUUGCUUGAAAGGACCGAGAAUACCAUAAAAAAUCACUGGAACUCCACAAAGCGCAGUGACCACCUCUGCCACAAGAAAGAGAAGUGGUCACUGUCUUUGUCGGCAGCAGCCAUUUCCCGUGGCUCGGACCUGCAGCCUGUAAGGUCGACUGCCCCCAACAAGCGCCGGAUAGCCACUGCCAGCUCAGAGGCUCGUAUUAGUUACAUUCGUUUUACGAUGGUAGAUGGGAAUGGGAUGUUUUAUCAGGUGAAGGACCAUCAUUAUCAUCAGGUGCUGAGCGAAGGUGGUGGUAAUGGGAGUGAAGAGAUAUUUGAUAAGGAGUUGGAAUUGGAGUUGAUCUUGGAGAUGGAUGGUGAUAAUCACCACCACCACCACCCUCAUCACCAUAAUGACUAUUACCAUAGGGAGAUUAAGGAGCUCGACUUGCUCGAGAUGAUCCCUCGCUGA
Messenger RNA from Rhodamnia argentea, 986 nucleotides. Its product is annotated as transcription factor MYB118-like. Bases 87 to 986 code for a protein of 299 amino acids. Gene Ontology annotation, molecular function: DNA-binding transcription factor activity, RNA polymerase II-specific; RNA polymerase II cis-regulatory region sequence-specific DNA binding. Gene Ontology annotation, biological process: regulation of DNA-templated transcription. The record is from RefSeq and is a predicted model, not a curated record. The transcript is spliced from 4 exons. NCBI's taxonomy places the organism in Eukaryota, Viridiplantae, Streptophyta, Magnoliopsida, Myrtales, Myrtaceae. Gene Ontology annotation, cellular component: nucleus.